This is a messenger RNA of Aegilops tauschii subsp. strangulata, 333 nucleotides long. Lineage: Eukaryota; Viridiplantae; Streptophyta; Magnoliopsida; Poales; Poaceae. The record is from RefSeq and is a predicted model, not a curated record.
AUGGGACUUACACUGACGGCCUCCGCCUCCACCGACCUCGUCGCCUACUCUAAUGCGGACUGGGCUGGCUGCCCGGACACACGGCGCUCCACUUUGGGGUACUGUGUCUACCUUGGGUCGUCUCUGAUCUCUUGGUCCUCCAAGCGACAGCCUACCGUCUCCCGCUCGAGUGCCGAGGCAGAGUAUCGGCUGCUCCAGGAGUUGCUUUGUGAUGUUCACAAGGCCACACUCGUCUACUGCGACAACGUCUCCGCCGUGUACCUCUCCGCCAACCCGGUCCACCAUCAACGAACGAAGCAUAUUGAGCUCGACAUACACUUUGUUCGUGAGUAG